Leptinotarsa decemlineata (Colorado potato beetle) is the source of this 1812-nucleotide messenger RNA. It is a transcript of the gene Tgs1, whose product is annotated as Trimethylguanosine synthase 1. The record is from RefSeq and is a predicted model, not a curated record. Gene Ontology annotation, molecular function: RNA cap trimethylguanosine synthase activity. Gene Ontology annotation, cellular component: nucleus. NCBI's taxonomy places the organism in Eukaryota, Metazoa, Arthropoda, Insecta, Coleoptera, Chrysomelidae. Gene Ontology annotation, biological process: 7-methylguanosine cap hypermethylation.
ACCGAGCAGGAAGCCGUCAGCUGUUACUGCAGCGCCUCUCAAACGGAUAAUCUGUCCACCGACGAGCAUGACAGUUUGAGGGACUGCUCGACCAGAGGUAUCCAGCAGAGCGACAGCGGCACCGACUUGAGGGAACAUUCCGUUCAAGACGUAGCCGGGGACUGGAACCGAUUUUGGGCGUUGUACGGGGAGAAGUUGAUAUGGAAGUCUUGGAUCGACAAAUAUAGCGCGUACAUCAAUCCGGACUAUCUGCAGAGAGAUUUCGGCGAAGGGAGUAGCUUUUCUGUUACGGACGUUCGAAAUAAAGAGAAAGCUCCUCUGGAAGAGCUCCCACAUUCCCAACUUCCACAUAAAACCGACAACUCGACCUCUAAAGACGUCUCCAGGAAAAACAACGUCUUGCUGCGCAACUUAUCGCUGAGCGAGGAGAAAAUCUUUGCCGACGUCUCCGAGGGCUGGAACCCCUUGUCGCCGGUCAGCGUCGACGAAGGCACCGAAGCCGAGCGUCUGCUUAGCUCCAGGUGCGGCUCCUACACGAGCGGUUCUCUCAAAACUCUGGAUUCCAUGACGAAUGUUACCGGUUUGACGGUAUCGUCUUUGAAUUCCAGUCGGGAGACGUCUAGUUCGGACAGUAUCUCGUCCGUCAGCUCGGUAAACAGCUCUAUCAGUUCGGAAGACCUCGACGAAGACUACCAGAGCCAGUGGAAUGAGCUGUGGCAGCGCCACUACGAAGACGAGUAUCUGGUGCAGUACAACAAGUUCAUUGAGUCCGUUGUAACUGCAGAUUCCUUGCUGAAAGUCGAAGUCGACAGCGCAGACUCCUUGGACGGAUCUCUCGCCACUCUCUCGGUGAUUCCCUCCGAGAAAAUUGUGAUUCAGGAGACGAGCCCACAAAAAAUCGUCGUCCAGCAACUCAACUCGACUGUCCAUUCUCUGGACAAUUUGUUGGACGGACUGAACAUGACGGAUGCCAAAGUGGUCAGCGAAACGUCCGAUGACGAGAACGACACUCUUCAAACGGAAAUGCUCGCGAUGGGCUUGCCCACCGCUUUCGGUCAUUCCAGCUUCUCAGGAUGUCUGAUAAAAGUCUCUUGGAAUACUCAUAGGUCGGAUCAAGUAUCUUCAGUGUAUUCAUAUAUGUUUGAUAUUAUUAGAAAUUGGGAGAAUGAAAUAACAGAAUUUAUUAUUUUCAGCGAUAGUUUCAACUCCGGACGUAACAGAGUCCGGGCCGCCUUCAACGUAUUGGGUAUCGAGUUCCAGGAGAACCCCGACGAAACCAUGACCGGCCACGUGGACUAUAAGAUGAAACAUAUCCGGUUGCAGAACAGGCACUUGAAAAUUCGACCGGAAGCUAAGAAACCGAAGCAUUGCUUCUUCGAUGACGAUGGCAACAUGAUUGAGAACGAAGAAAGUGCUGAGGAGGUGGCAUUCCAUGACGUUUUGUCCGACAGCUCGGACAACCAGGCGAGUUCUUGCGAAGACGAACCAGAGUCUUUAGAAGUGGUUGACGAUAAAUCUGUCCCGACUAGUAAAAGGAGAAAACGGAAAAGAAAGCAGCCUUCUCUGCCUCCGGAAAUCAGGGACAACCGGAAAUUGACGAAGUACUGGAAAAAGAGAUUUACUCUGUUCAGUAAGUUCGAUCAGGGCAUUAAAUUGGACGAAGAAAGUUGGUAUUCCGUAACUCCUGAACUAGUUGCCAAACACGCUGCAGAGAGGUGCAAGUGUGACACGAUCGUCGACGCCUUCUGUGGAGCCGGCGGCAAUUCAAUACAAUUCGCCCUCACUUNUCUAGUAGUUUUGGAGGACAUUUGA